Molecule: messenger RNA, 1621 nt
Organism: Lucilia sericata (common green bottle fly)
Lineage: Eukaryota; Metazoa; Arthropoda; Insecta; Diptera; Calliphoridae
Product: pre-mRNA-splicing factor 38B
Exons: 4
Coding region: 100-1443 (447 amino acids)
Source: RefSeq, a predicted model, not a curated record
UUUACAAACAGCAUGAAAUUUAUAAAUUUUUUUACUUCAAGUUGAAUUUUUUUUAAAUUGUAUUUAUUUUACUAAUAUAAUUCUCAUUUAUAUAUAAAUAUGGAAACUUUAGCCAAUAAAGAUUUAAAAGAUAGCAUAUUACAAUAUAAAAUAAGAUUAAAGGAAAUUUUGCAACGUUUGGAGUGGACAGAGGACAAGGUAUUGAAGAAUUUGAAUACCAAUUCCAUUGCUUCUAACCAAAAGGAAAUUAAAAAGCCUCAAUCUCCAUUAAUCGCCACAUAUCCUGAUAGCUGCAUCACCAACAAUUCUCUUGUUUUAGAAACUCCUCAACUCCAACAGGUUCUUCAAAAUAAUGAAAUAGAAGCUCCCCGUAACUUUAGGGAAUUGCAGGCCAACUUCUCCCGCGAACAAAAACUCAAAAUCUAUGAACAUGUAAUAGAAAAUACGGAAAAAUUGGCAAAUAAUACCGAGACGAAAGUAGAUGAAGGUGAAAUUUCAUUAGCCGAUAUUUUGGCCCAAAAGAAACGUGAAGAAAAACGCAAGAAACGUAGAUUUCGUAAAAGUAAACCUACACACAUCGAAGAAGUCAGAUGUUUGGUGGAUUUACAAAUGCAAGCGCUACGGCAGUUUAUGGACAAUAAGAUAAAAAAGGAAGUAGAUGACACCGAACAGGGAGUCAGUGACAAACAUGAAUAUCGAAAUAAUGAAAGUUACAAAGGUUCAUAUUAUAACACAAAAGUAAACCAGGAAGACAGUUACAAACACGAAUAUCGAAAUUAUGAAAGUUACAGAGGAGGAGGAGAUUAUUUCACUAAAGUAAACCAUAAUGAAGAACGUAGACCUUAUGAGUAUAACUAUAAAAGAGAUCCAUAUAGAGAAAGAUUUACAGAGCAAGUAAAAAGGCAGGAUUGGAUGAGAGAUGAUAUCGGAAAACGUCCUAGAAAUCGUAGUAUAGAACGUGAAUAUUAUGCAAGUAGUCUCAACAAAGUUUCAAAUGAAAGGACAAGAUAUAAUCGGAGUCGCAGUAAGGAGAUUUCAGACAAGGAAAGGGAUUUCAGAAAAGGAAGAAGUAAAAGUAAAGAAAUCUCCUAUGAAAGACGAAAACAUAGCAGAAGCCGUAGUAGAGAUGGAAGCAGACAUAAAAUAAGUCGUAGUAGUGAAAGAACCAGAUCACGAAGAAGUCGCAGUACAGAUAACGCCCGCAGAGAAUCGAAACAUAAUAGAAUUCAUAGCAAAAAUAAGAAUAAGAACAGAAGGAAACACAGUAGAAGUCCUAGUAAUGAAAAGAGAGAACGCAGAAGUCAUGAAAGAAGAAAACACCGAAGCAGAAGUUAUGAAAAAAGGGAAAAAACCGACUAUCACCAAAAAUAUUCUAAAAGAAGAGAUCAUGAAAAGAGUGACGAAAAAAACUAUUAUCAGGAACAAUAUUAUAGAAAACAAUAGUUAAUUUCCUAAAUGAGCUAAUAAGAAAACUAAAAUUUUUAAAUAUUUAAAGUGAAAUCUCCCAAUGCCAACGAUCAAAGCACAAAAUAAGUGAAUUUUACAGUGCUUCAAUAAAAGUGUAAAAAAACGGUAGUGUUGAUUAUUAAAGUUUUAAAUCUAUUGAAAGAUCUCCUUAGAA